Daldinia loculata is the source of this 2222-nucleotide messenger RNA. RefSeq names its product RTC4-like domain-containing protein. The record is from RefSeq and is a predicted model, not a curated record. The transcript has 4 exons. The coding region runs from base 239 to 1780 and encodes 513 amino acids. NCBI's taxonomy places the organism in Eukaryota, Fungi, Ascomycota, Sordariomycetes, Xylariales, Hypoxylaceae.
AUGUACUUUGAGGUACAUAACCGUCACCAAAAUUGCUAUGUAUGGGUAACGUCUCCAGCUCAUGCUAAUCAAUUAAAAUGUUAAUCCAUUAAAACACACAUGACGCAUGGAGAUACAGAAGCGUCCGUGAUUAAUUACCACAAUUCCUUAGGCAUCUAAUGCAUGAGGCACAUCAAGCACACUUUCUCUUCAGCUGUGCUUUUCUCACCUUACUAAAAGCAAAAUACCCGCUUCAAACAUGAAUAGACUUGGAAAGAAUCGAGAACCAGAAUCCAUCACUGCACCACCUCAAAGUAGUGAUGAAGAGGAGGAUUAUCGACAACGCCAAAGCGAUCACAAUAGCUUGCACGACUCUGAUUCUGACAACAAUGAUAGCCGAUACAAAGAUAUAAAGCCCACGAUUUUUAGUAGCUCGCAAAAGGGUGGGCCUUCUAGCUCGGCUGGUUCAAAGAGAUCAUCUGAAGAUGUUGCUCUAGAGGCGGGCAAUCACUUCACGAAUGAGUAUGACAUUUUGAGAAAUAAGAAGAAUAAGCCAACUAUCGCCAGGCGUGUCAAAACUUAUGGCAGUAGAUCUUCUCAGCCUGGACCUUCACAGAGGAGAGCAUCACAAAAAUCCGGACCUAAAUCUUCAGUAUCACAACUUGAGAAUGACUCACGCAAAUCAUUUAGGCCGUUUAAAACCAGUCCAAGCCCCGAAGGUAUUCGGUCACCUCCAGCGAGGCGGUUUAUAAAACCCGAGAGUAUCAGCCCAGAGAAGACAAAGCCCUCUAAAGCUUUCAUCAAACCUUCAUCCUUGUCAGGUUCUAGUCCAAGUCGAGACACCAAGAAACCCAUAUUUAGACGUGGCAGUUUAUCGUCAGAUGAAUCACUAUCGAAGAGCAAACCCAAAAAGCUUGGUCCAGAAGAAUCAAAUGCAGCAGUAGAAGCAAAGCCAACUUUGCCGCCUGGUAGGAUAAAAAAGUCGAUGAGAUCUAAAAAUAAAAAACGAAAAUCCCUCCACGAACCUGCGGUAGAUGAAUUCUCUCAGAGACCAGCUUUUAAGCUGCAUGCUUUAGAUGAUCUUGACGACCUAGCCGACAGCGACGAUAUGGUCCCUGACGUGUUUGGGAGUAAAGGUUCCGAUGACGAAGCAGGCGAUGUCAGUAUACAAAGCCCACUAGCUAUCACGGCGAGGUGUCCUAUGUGUCAUGAAGUAGUCGACGCCGAGCUUCUGGCGAAGCAUUCAGAUCACGGCAGAAUGAACAUAAAGAAACAGGCAGCAUUCUGCAGAUUGCACAAGCGGCGGGCAGCGUUGGAUUCUGGAGCUCGGAAAGGAUAUCCCAAGAUUAAUUGGGAGAAGCUUAAUACACGAUUAGACAUGUACCAAGGUUUAUUGAAAGAAAUCUUGGAAGGUACUCGACAAUCACACUAUCGCGAGCUAUUACGAGAGAACGUCGAAGCGGGAAAGAAUCGAACGUUGCUCAAGACCGACGACAGCCUUACACCAGGCUACUAUGGGCCGCAUGGGCUCCGCGUUAUGACUGAGUAUAUCCUGCGGACUUUAUCGUCAGUUAUUCGAAAGCGUGCAGUUGAAGACAGACUCGUUUCCGCCAGAGGUUAUACAGGAUAUGUCCAGGCAGUGUUGGUGCCCGAGUUAGCAGUCCGCCUGAUCAUGGAGGACCUGGACAUUGCGGAGGAAAAGGCGCGGGAUAUCAUGCUGGAAAGUAUCGAUGUCGGAGAGCUCUUAUAUGAAGACACUGGUGAUGUUAUUGCCGGCAUUAGUGAUGAAGAGGAAAUAUGAUAGUAGGAUCCAAAGAACUGGAAAACCUACGUUGAGAAGAGGUAAUCACAGUACGAUAAAUAAGCAUAUGCGUUCAUCUAAAUGUAGACGAUUAGGGCUGUCACACUGCAGCCCGAUCUUCUAUAUAUCAAAAGCUCUGAUUGGGCUAAUGUUAUUAUGCGCAUUAGCUCUUUAGGCACUACAUGUUAGCAUAUGUAGAUCGUGCAGCAAAUGCUAAAGAAAUCAUUCUGUCGUUUGUCAAAUUUAAUUGUAUAGAUCGUUAUCCCGGUGUCCCAAAAUCAAAUACGCGUGCAAAUUAUCGGUUUACAGACUUUUGGUAAGCUCAUCUUUUUAGAGUGAUAGGUAGUUCAUAGCUUUUUGAACACCCCUUUAACCCAUUGAUUGUGAGAUCGUCUUGGGAUAGAACAUAGAACAUAAUAUUAUGAUACGUAUUGGUGCUAAG